This is a messenger RNA of Drosophila navojoa, 1156 nucleotides long. RefSeq lists its product as uncharacterized. NCBI's taxonomy places the organism in Eukaryota, Metazoa, Arthropoda, Insecta, Diptera, Drosophilidae. The record is from RefSeq and is a predicted model, not a curated record.
AUGCGAAAACAUUGCCUCAUCGUGCUGCUGGCUGCCCUCAUCGGCCAGCUGGCCAUUGCGUCUGCAAGAUCGUCGGACGAUCAUUGGGUGUGGCGCACCUACAGCAGAAGGGAGCGCGCCUUCCACGACAAGGACAUCGAUCGCAGUGGCUCUCUACGAAAGCCCAACCAAAAUCAGCUGAGACGCGAGCCGACAACACGGCGCCCGCUGCCCGGCGAGCCGGAGAACGAUGAGAUCGAGGACUAUGUGGAUGUGGAGCCCACAGUGACAACGUCGCCCAAUGUGGGCACGCGCCAAUAUAAUCCCUAUCCCAGUGGCAAUCCCUAUGGCGGAUUUGGCGGCCAGCCAGCGAGUGGAGGCCAGUUUGCGGGCCUUGGCGGCUUUGGAGGUGACAAUCCAGGUGUGCUGGUCGGCCCGGGAGGACCUACGGGCAUUAUAGGCAGACCACCUGUAAAUCCCAAUGUCUACCAGCCAGGCUUCGGCGGUGCACAGAAUGGAUUAGGAGCAGGCAACUAUCCUGGUGGUUUCGGAAAUGCGGGCUAUCCAGGACUGGGUGCUGGACUAGGAGGCUAUCCAGGACUGGCCGCUGGAGGAGCAGCUUAUCCAGGAUUGGCCGCUGGAGGGGCGGCUUAUCCAGGACUGGCUGCUGGAGGAGCAGCUUAUCCAGGACUGGGCGUUGGUGGAGCGGCGUAUCCUGGUUUGAACUCAGCCUUUCCAGGCCAGCCCGGUGGACAGCUUGGCGGCGUCGGUGGCGCUGGCAAUCAAUAUCCGUUUGGCUCAUAUCCAGGCUCCAACUACAACAACAAUCAGUUUGGAGCACAAGGUGGACAAUAUCCCGGACUGGGGCAAUAUCCAUCCAAUCAGUACGCCGGACCGCAAUACACUGAGGGCUACGGCUUGGCCAACUUCGGCCCGCCAGGUCUGCCACCCACCGGAUUUGGUGGCAACUACGCGGGUUUCGGCUAUGACGAGAAGUCGCCCGCCGUGGCUGAGGGCAAGAGUGCCAAAAGUGUGUCCAUCAAGCCAGCGGCAGUAAAUGAUAAGUUAAAUAAGAAGAUCUAGAGCCAGAUAGAUCACGAUCUAGUAGCAAUGCUCCAUCUCAUAGAGUUUAGUGCUUAGGAUUAGUUUUAGGUUUAAUGCGAAUAAAAUUCUGUGG